Chenopodium quinoa (quinoa) is the source of this 1926-nucleotide messenger RNA. RefSeq lists its product as uncharacterized. Gene Ontology annotation, biological process: protein desumoylation. Gene Ontology annotation, molecular function: deSUMOylase activity. The transcript has 8 exons. The record is from RefSeq and is a predicted model, not a curated record. NCBI's taxonomy places the organism in Eukaryota, Viridiplantae, Streptophyta, Magnoliopsida, Caryophyllales, Amaranthaceae. Gene Ontology annotation, cellular component: nucleus. The coding region runs from base 929 to 1591 and encodes 220 amino acids.
AUUAAAAUCACCUUAGUUUUCAUCAUAGUUUUAUAUAGCGUUUAGGAAUAAACGCUGUAAAUCAAGUGCUAUCAAUUAAAGUGGUUAUAUAUAAUAAAUAAAUAAUAAAAAAAAAGUAUUCCUAUUUCUUAGCCUAAUUUCCCACCAAACUACUAGUAUUAGAAUACUAGUCUACUACUCACAAUUACCCACGACUUCACUGCUCCCUCCACUUCACAAAUUUUUUUAUUUUUUUUUUGUUUUGCCACUAGAAACUUCAGCCUUCAAUCCCAAUUUCCCCAAAUUGAGUUCCCUUCAAUCCAAAUCCAAAUCCCAGUUUCCCUAAAUUAAUUAAGGAGUUCCCUUCAGUCCAAUAAAUUGUUAAGCAAUUCCUCUUCUCCGGCAAAUUGUGGGUAGUUGAGCAAUUCUUCUAUUUCUGCAAAUUGAGCACUUCAUUGUCCUCUCUACUGGUGUUUGCGGACUUCGUUGAUUGAAAUUAUCAAUUGGAAUAAUUGCAUGCCAAUUAGCUUUAUCAGAUCCGAGUUAUAGAGUGGUAGCUACUGGAAAGGUGCACAAUGUUAUCAACGGUUCUGUGGUACAUAAUAAAUCAUUACCAUCGGGUUACAUGUGAGUUGCAAUAGAUUAUACAACUGAGGAGCAUACACCUUUGCCCGUCCCUCUCGAUGAUGGUGAAGCAUUCGUCCUUAAAGAUGCCAUAAACACAAUCGUAUUGUGGCCCACACAUCUCAUUAUUACAGAUGUUCCGUGUUCACAGGGUCAUAAAAGUUCUUCAGAUCCCAAAGCUAAGAAGACCAAAGCUUCUCCAUUGAAUACCAUAUUAAGAAAUGAUGAACCUUCUCAUGCAUCAUCUGAAUAUCAACCACAAAAGUUGGAUGAUAAUAUUGAAACAAUCCCAUUCCCAGACACCCUUCCGGCUGAUCUUCAAAUAAUGCACAAGUACACUUUGAAGAUGGCUCAGAAAGAACAAAUUCACAUCCUUAUUGACAUGGGAAUUCCUGGUCAAAAUAAUGAGAUCUUCAUAGGCCGUGAAGAAAUUUUUCAAUUUCUUGCCCAAGCAAAAAUUGGUGUCUGUCAUAUCGUAAUUUACAUGUCGUUAUUACAUCGUCGUUGCCAAAUGCUUGGUUUAGUGGGUUUAUUUGGCUUUUUAUGUCCAAGUGGGAUAUCUCCCGUAGCACAAUUUAAGAAGGGAGAGAUAAAGAAAGUUGAAGAGGAUCAAAGAGCUUGUUCUGAAUACAUCAAGAAUACAUUAUUUAAAGUUGAGGCAACUAAAGGAAGGGUCUUCCUAGCACCGUAUAAUGUUGGGAUUCAUUGGGUGUUGUGUGUUAUUGAUCCGUAUAAUGACAUCGUAUAUUUUCUGGAUCCUCUACACAAUGAAAAUAACAAAGGCACAGGAAAUGGAAUUGGAGAUGAUUUGCGUUCAAUUGUCGACAGAGCACUCUUUGGUUUUCGAAGUGAAAAAGGAUUGUUAAAGAAGAUUAAAAUGAGCACCAAGUGGGUGCAGAUACAAUGCCCACGACAAAAUAAUGGCGUUGAUUGUGGAUAUUACGUUAUGAGAUUUAUGAAAGAGAUCAUUGACCAUAAGCAAACCUAAAUUUUUGAAGAUUACUUUCAUGAUUGCAAUGUCUCAAGGUAUGAUCAAGAACAAAUUGAUGAAAUCCGAACUCAAUGGGCACGUCAUGUUCUUCUCAUGUGAAUAUGUGGUUGAUUCACCAUGUAUUUUAAUUUGUAAUAGGCCACAAAUUUUUAAUUUAAGAAUUUUGUAGUGACUUAAUUAGGGUAUGUAUAUAUUUGAAUUGACAUAUAUUGUAUUGUAAUUUUUUCCCUUUCUUGGAGAGUGUUACCAAAAAUGACUAUUAAUAUUAUUUGUAUUUUAUGAGACCUUAAGACAUUUAUUUCAUUUGGAAAACUAAAUUUAGUUCUGUUCUA